Molecule: messenger RNA, 2758 nt
Organism: Egretta garzetta (little egret)
Lineage: Eukaryota; Metazoa; Chordata; Aves; Pelecaniformes; Ardeidae
Gene: ERRFI1
Product: ERBB receptor feedback inhibitor 1
Exons: 4
Coding region: 198-1595 (465 amino acids)
Biological process (GO): regulation of keratinocyte differentiation; negative regulation of epidermal growth factor receptor signaling pathway
Cellular component (GO): extrinsic component of cytoplasmic side of plasma membrane
Source: RefSeq, a predicted model, not a curated record
GGUCCGCGGUGCCCGCGGCCACGUUCCUGGAUGCCGGCGCGGCAUGCCGUGCGUCUCCCUCCUGACCCGAAACAGAGCCAGCGUCUCCUCUCUCGCCUUCGAGCUGCUCCUCUCGCUCCUGGAAUGAAAACUGCAGGAAACUUGACAAGGACUGUGAAUUUCUAGGAUCUUGAGACAUCACCAGAGAACAGUGCACAAUGUCAACUGCAGGAGUUGCUGCCCAGGAGAUGAGAGUCCCAUUAAAAACCGGAUUUCUUCACACUGGUCCAGGCAUGGGGAGUCUGAAAACCUGCUGGGGUAGCCACAGUGGAUUUGAAAAUAGUUUCUUUAAUGUGGACCCUAUAGCAGUGGCAUAUAAUCUGAAUACAUCAACAGAGCAACAUUUAACAUCCAUUGGGCACUCUUCCAACCAUGCUUCCGUGAAGGACCACAGCUUUGCUGAAAGUUGCAUCCAAGUCCCAUCUCAGAAAUCCAGUCCACCUCCUGUAAGUCCCAAAAAUGAACAGCCUAUUUCAAGACAUGAAGACCAUCUUGUUCCUGGCUUUAGUAAACUGUCCUUAACCAUGGGUUGUGUUUCUGAAGAAACACCUGCUGCCAUGCCAAUAAAAAAUGGGCCAAAUCAAUUUUUGUCUGCGUGUUCUAAUGACCGUAGCUCCAGGCCGCUACCCCCGCUGCCUAUUUCUGAAGGCCCUGCUCCAGAUGAGGUUGACAAAGAGGUGGAAUUCCUGACUAGCUCAGAUACUGACUUCUUGUUAGAAGAUUAUGAACUUCCUCCUUUUAAAUCCAGUGCUCCAAGCCGGCGGAGCUUUAGAGGCUGUGGCCAAAUCAACUAUGCGUAUUUUGAUACUCCAACGGGACCAAACCCAGAAGAUGCCAACCCUACACAAAGCCUAAAUGGAUACAUAUCCAGUAUUUAUCCUCCUCCACAGCAGCUGCAUCGACGUUUGCGAAGGUCCCAUUCCGGGCCAGCUGGGUCUCUUAAUAAACCAGUAGUAAGACUAUCUGGACAUUUAAACAGGUCUUCUCCAAACUCUGAUGAAGAUAAACCAGAGAUUCCACCAAGGGUUCCCAUACCUCCAAGGGCUCUCAAACCAGAUUACAGAAGGUGGUCAGCAGAAGUUGCUUCUAGUGCGUACAGUGAUGAAGACAGGCCUCCAAAAGUGCCCCCAAGAGAACCUUUGUCACGCAGCAAUUCCCGUACACCAAGUCCCAAAAGCCUGCCAUCAUACCUCAAUGGGGUUAUGCCCCCCACCCAGAGUUUUGCACCUGAUCCUAAGUAUGUCAGCAGCAAAGCUCUACAAAGACAAAAUAGUGAAGGAUCUUCCAACAGGGUCCCUUGCAUUCUUCCGAUUAUUGAAAACGGUAAGAAGGCCAGUUCAACGCACUACUAUCUGCUGCCUGAAAGGCCUCCAUAUUUGGACAAGUAUGAGAAAUUCUUCAGAGAAGCAGAAGAAAGUAGCUCUAACACAGAGGUUCAGUCCUGGUCUGGUGACUGCACAGCUACUUCAGCCCCAACAAAACUGGACUCAAAACCCAGAAUGGACAUAGCUGGUCAUAUGAAACGAAAACACCUGUCUUACGUGGUUUCCCCUUAGUCUCUGGGAGCAGAGUCUCAGCUCAGUUGUUCAGGAUGGAGCUGAACUUUAUCAUGUUACAAAGUUCUUAAGGUUCUCAGAUAAUGAAGCAGGACCAGUUUGUCCUCUGAGAACUGGAAACUGGAUGGUAGAGUCCUCUUAUGCUGCGUAUCUCUGAUUAUGUUUCUUAAGACUGUUUUUUUUGUCUUGGUACGUAUAGCUGAAAACCUAAAAGAUUCCACAGAAACAUACGGAGGGAUAGUAGUCACAGUUGGCCAGUUAUAUGCUACCUAGAUGAACAUAUUUGGUAGUCAUGUUGUAAAAAAACCCCUAGCUUUCCUUACAAGUCACUUAUAAAGCUGACAACAGAGCAGGUAAUGCAGUACAGUUUUUGUAUCAGGCAUUUCCAAAAUUCCUUUCAUAGAGUAACUCUGCCAAGAACAGAAGCUUAGCCUCUCUGACUAGGAUAUGCCAACCUGGUAAGAAGGUAACUGCAAGAUCUGAUAUCCACUUCAAGACUUGGCAAGCAUAUUGGAAGCACAUUUUGAAUGAUGAAUCUAUUUUACAACUUAAUUUGACACUAAUAGACUUUUAAAGUGAGCUGGGUUUUGUGGAUUCUUUCAGCUGCUAGACACACUUGGCUCAAUUUUGCAGUUUUUCCUAGGAGAGACUUGGACCAGCUAUUGCUAAGCCACUGCUGCUGCUCUUUUCCUGAUGGAUCCUAGAAACACAUCAAAGUGUCCUGAAAGUGGCAGAGGAUAUGAGCAGCUAUAUGGUUGCUAUUAAGUAGGCAGUAACUACUACAUGUUCACCUAGAGUCUGAAAUUCUGACUGUAUUAAAUACAGAAACACAGCACAAGCUGGUCUUGUGUCUUUGUUUCUAUUCAGUAUUUUAGGGGGGGAGGAGGGUAUGAGGACAAACCAUUUAUGAACAGUGUAAGUCCCAUCUCGCUGCUUCAGAUGCUGCUUCUUGCUGUUUAAUUUUUCCUCAUUGUGCCUCAGCGAUCCACUGAAGUUCACUGAGGUGCCACAUUUGUGCAUUAGCAGUUUCUCAUGCUCGUUUUGAUUACAUUUAUCCUCUUACAGAUAAGCACAAGAGAAAGGGUGCUCGUUAAUGGAGGUACAGAAGAUGAAUGUGUUCCUCCUAACAGAAAUAAACAAGCUGUUUACAGUUUAAACUGCUG